Molecule: messenger RNA, 345 nt
Organism: Symbiodinium sp. CCMP2592
Lineage: Eukaryota; Dinophyceae; Suessiales; Symbiodiniaceae
Source: the annotation of a GenBank genome assembly
AUGCUGAGGACAAGCACUGCGAUGAAGACCAGCAAGUUCGAAGUUGGAGGCUGCUUCAUCCUGCUCAGGUCCAAGUUGACACAAUUGAGGCACGUGCUCAUUGUCCAAGAUGCAGCAGAUCCAGGCGUGGGCCACAAGCAGCAUCCAGCCAGCUUUCGAAGCAGUCGGAGCAUCGGCGGUGAGCCAUACGUUCUGCUGGGCUGUGCCACCGGGCGAAGGACAAGUCUUUGGUGGAGAGACGAACGUGAGGUGACUGGAGCCGGCCUGGGCACUUGGACAUGGGACUGCCGAGAUCCUCGCAGGAGGCCCGAAGGCGAGCGCAGCUUUCCAAAGCCAGCCCCAUGA